CUCCCAGUGUAUAGUUGUUGUUAGUGUAAAACAUAGGAUGCAAAAAAGUUAAGAACUCCCUAUCAUUAUGCUCGUUUCAGCCAUGGUCUUUCAAUCAUGUGCCAUGGUGUCAGAUGCUCCCUUUUAAUUGUGUUGACUGCAGAAAUCAGGAAUGUGAUCCAGGAUUUCACGGCAGUGUCUGCAAUCAGGCAUGUCCUACUAACUGUGAAAAUAACCUUUGCAGCAUGCAAGCCGGGAAAUGCAUGGAAUGUGAUAUUGGUUUUUAUGGUACUCGCUGCGAUCUUCCCUGCUCUGAUAACUGCAAGAACAGUGUAUGUAAAAAGGAAACCGGUCAUUGUGAAGAAUGCGAUGCUGGUUUCUAUGGUACUCGCUGUAAUCAGUCAUGUCCUUGUAAUUGCAAGGACAAUGUAUGCAACAGGGUUAACGGUCAGUGUGAAGUCUCCCAAAACCAAACAGACGCAAUUCCACGAGCGAUGUUCACAAAUACCGAACACGUCACUGGUUACGCUAUUCUGGGAACUCUUCUAGGAAUUUCCAUUUGCUGCAACGUUGGAUUAAUUUUGCUUUUUCUAAGGAUUUCAAGGAAGCUUAAAUUGUCUUCCCAGCCGCCAGUAUCUUAUGGAAUGCAGACAAAUAGUAUCACCGAUGACACUCGCAACUAUGAAGGAUUAGAUGUGGCCAAAAUUGACAACACUAAAAGCAUUUACGACAUCAUUAAGACUUAGAGAAGAAACUUUGAUAGAUCAUGGAUGAUCAGUUUCUAAAUAGCAUACUCACUGUGCAAACAAAAAACAAAACAAAAACUUAAUCUAUCUCAAUGAGAAACGAUUUGAGAAACGAAACAAACAUUUGCUGCUUCAAGACGCUCGAGGUCCCCGUAACGUUCAACACAACGAAGGCGUUCACUACGGAUAUGCUCUUUGACAAGCUACUGUUACCGGGAUCGAGCGGUCGGGGAAAUGUAUUGGAUGAUCUGAAAAGAGGAGGACAAACAGAUUGUCAGCGUUUUCGUUUUAUUCCGACUUCCAACUUCCGGUGCUGAGACCGAUACAAAUACAAAUGUAAUAACUUGUACAAUAUAAUAUAAAACUCUGGCUUGUGUCUAAGGUACAUAUUUUAAAUAAACAAAUUAAACUCAUAUU
This is a messenger RNA of Pecten maximus, 1142 nucleotides long. Its product is annotated as scavenger receptor class F member 1-like. Gene Ontology annotation, molecular function: scavenger receptor activity. Bases 114 to 725 code for a protein of 203 amino acids. The transcript has 8 exons. NCBI's taxonomy places the organism in Eukaryota, Metazoa, Mollusca, Bivalvia, Pectinida, Pectinidae. The record is from RefSeq and is a predicted model, not a curated record.